CCAUACUUUCUCUAAUUUUAGUGGUCCACAAUAAAUUAGUGUGAACUAAAUCCAUUUAAGAAUUUGUAUUCUCUUUUAACGGCAUAAAAUACUUGUACUUGCAUUAAAUUCCCUCCUAAAAUCCCAAAAAAAAAAAAAAAUACCCCAAUAAAAAUUUCAUCUUUCUUGUUUCAAAGUUCCCUGUUUUUCUGUUCAUAUUUCUCUGUUUUCUGCUUAAUUUUCACUUCAAACGUUUCUUCUUCUUCCUCCAAUGAAGAAACCACAAAUUUCCCAACCCCAAAUCUUAAAUUCUCCCUCAAUUAAUUCCACUUUAUGACGAUCAAAAACCCACAAAUUUUCGCCAUUUUUUUCUCUCUCUUCUUUCUCUCUCUACCCCCCCUUCUCCAUGGCCUCGGCUCCGGCUCAACUCUCGCUAUCUCCUCCGCAUCUUCCACCGUUUGCGGCAUCGUCGCCGGAGAAAUGAACCGCCGAAUAGAGUGUUUCAGUAACGGUCAAUUAAUUUCAAUUCAACCCAAUAUUUCUUACGCCGCCAUUGCAGGUGGUGGGAGCUUUUUCUGUGGACUUAGAUCUGGAGGAACAAGUUUACUAUGUUGGGAUACAACUACAAUCACUGUAAAUUCAUCCACAUUUACCCCAAAAAGAAUUUAUUACAGUAGUUCUUCGCCAUUGAAAGAGAUUUCAGUUGGGGAUUCUCAGGUUUGUGGGGUAAUUAAUGGAACAAAUGAGGUAAAAUGUUGGAGAGGAAUGAUGGGUUCGGGUCAAAACCCAUCUGGGGUUGGUGGGUUUGGGUCGAUUUCAUCUGGGUUUGGGUUUUCUUGUGGGAUUUUGAUGAAUAAUAGUAGGGUUAGAUGUUGGGGUAGUAAUGAAACCCUAGCUUCUGAAAUUGAAAAUCAAUUUGGGGGUUUUGCUAUGGUUAGUUUAACAGCUGGUGGGCAACAUGUGUGUGGGUUUAAUAUAUCUGGGUAUUUGGUUUGUGUUGGUAGGAAUUUAGAUGGGCAAUUAGAUUAUCCAUUUGAUUUGAAUGAAUCUUCUGGGUUGUCAAAUUUGGCACUUGGAUCAGAUUAUAGUUGUGCAAUUAGGAAAUUGAAUGGUACAGUUGUUUGUUGGGGUAAAAAUGGUUCAUAUUCAAGUAAUUUGAUUAAAGGGGUUGAUUUUGAGUUUUUGGUAGGUGGGUUGAAUUUUGUUUGUGGUUUAAUUACUAGGAAUUCUUCAAUUAUGUGUUGGGGUCCUGGAUGGAAUGGUAAUAAUGCUUCUUUGGGAAUUGAACUUCCUUUGCCAAAGAUUUUACCUGGACCUUGUGUUCAAUCUGAUUGUGAUCAAUGUGGUGUUUAUCCUGAAUCUGAGUCUCUUUGUUUUGGUUCUGGUAAUAUAUGCAAUUCUUGUAGUGUUCCAUCAUCAGUGGCGCCGGUUCCGGCACCGCCACCUAGGAUAUUGCCACCUUCGUCGUCACCAUCGACGUCGAAGGGGUUGAGAAAAGGUCUUUUGGUGUUUGCCAUUGUCGGGGCAGUAGGUGGGUUCGCUGGGUUAUGUACUAUUGUUUAUUGCUUGUAUACUGGUGUUUGUUUUGGGAGGAAGAAGAUUCAUAAUUCGGUACAACCAACGAUUACUCGUGGGGGUUCGAGUAAUGCUCGUACCUCUAGCAAUAGUCCUCCUUCAAGGUCCUUGACUAUUAGGCGUCAAGGGUCUUUAGCAUUUAGGCGGCAAAGGAGUGGAACAUCUUCUACUAAACACGCUGAUAGGGCAGAGGAGUUUACCUUCCAAGAGCUAGCUGAUGCUACUGGUUAUUUCUCUUUGGAGAAUAAGAUUGGUGCUGGUAGUUUUGGUGUGGUUUAUAGGGGUAAAUUAGUGGAUGGUAGGGAAGUGGCAAUCAAGAGAGGAGAAACAGGACCGCGAACAAAGAAGUACCAUGAGAAGGAGAGUGCAUUUGAAUCUGAAUUAGCAUUCUUGUCUAGGGUACACCAUAAGCAUUUGGUUAGACUUGUUGGAUAUUGUGAAGAGCGCGAUGAAAGGCUAUUAGUUUACGAGUUCAUGAAGAAUGGAGCACUUUAUGAUCAUUUGCAUGAUAAGAAGAAUGUUGAGAAAGGAAAUAGUGUUAUUAAUGCCUGGAAGAUCAGGAUUAGGAUCGCUUUAGAUGCUGCUCGUGGUAUAGAAUACCUUCACACUUAUGCAGUCCCGCCUAUAAUUCAUCGUGACAUUAAGUCUUCAAACAUCCUAUUAGAUUCUGAUUGGAUUGCUAGAGUAUCUGAUUUUGGAUUGUCUUUGUUGGGUCCUGAAACUGAUCAGGAUUUCAGGCCAACUAAAGCAGCCGGGACUGUUGGGUAUAUUGAUCCCGAGUAUUAUGGGUUGAAUGUGUUAACUGCCAAGAGUGAUGUUUACGGUCUUGGUGUUGUAUUGCUUGAGCUUCUAACUGGAAAGAAAGCAAUAUUCAAGGAUGGCAGUAGUGAUGGAGAUCCGACUAGCGUGGUGGAUUUCGCUGUACCAGAAAUUUUGGCCGGUGAAUUAGUGAAAGUUUUGGACCCGAGAGUAGGACCGCCUGAAUCCAAUGAAUCAGACGCGGUUGAGCUUUUUGCUUUUACUGCAUUACAUUGUGUGAAUUUGGAGGGAAAAGAUAGACCUACAAUGACCGAUGUUGUAUCCAAUUUGGAGCGCGCUCUAAACCUUUGUGAUGAUAGUCAUGGUAGUAUCUCUAGUGGCGGAAUAUUAUCAAUUGGAUCAGAUUGAAAAAAAAUUCGAGCAAGAUUGAUGGUUUUUUUUUUACAUUCUUUUCCAGCUUUUCCUUCAUUUUGUAUUCAUCAUUUUUCAUGAUUAUACAUGUUUAUUGAAUGUAUAUACUUCAUUAUUAGACACAGUAGGUGUAGAGUAGGAAAACAUGAUUUGUUUCAUCCCUGGAAAAUUAUUGUAAUUUUCUUGAAAUGAAGUGUAAAUUUGAAUUUUCUUUUUC
This is a messenger RNA of Chenopodium quinoa (quinoa), 2941 nucleotides long. Its product is annotated as putative serine/threonine-protein kinase-like protein CCR3. Gene Ontology annotation, molecular function: ATP binding; protein serine/threonine kinase activity. Bases 313 to 2721 code for a protein of 802 amino acids. The transcript has a single exon. The record is from RefSeq and is a predicted model, not a curated record. Gene Ontology annotation, biological process: protein phosphorylation. Lineage: Eukaryota; Viridiplantae; Streptophyta; Magnoliopsida; Caryophyllales; Amaranthaceae.